GCAUUUUCGGUGAAAGUCGGGGUAAGAUAAGAAUGGGGAAGCGCAACUUUCGCAAGCGCAAGGGCCAAAAGGGCGAGAACACAUGGAACAAGAAGUCCAGGAACGAACGCGACGGCGACCGCGAAGCUGGCUUUGGUGAAUGGGUGUACAAGAACGAGCACUUUGAGAAGUACUACGCGGAACAAGAGAUUGUUGGAACGGAGGAAUGGGACGCCUUCUUGAAGCACUUGUCUCUCCCAUUGCCAACGACAUUCCGCAUCAACAACUCGUGUGCAUACGAAGACAAGAUCAAGGAGCGCAUUGCCACGGAUUUCAAGUACGAAGAUUUGGAAAUCGACGGCGAAAAGGUGGCGCCGAUCAGCACCAUGCCAUGGUACCCCGAAGGCAAGGGAUUCCAAUGGAGUGUCGAACGUCGCAAGAUCAAAAAGUUGGCGCUGUUGAGCGAGUUUCAAAAGUGGUUGGUCAACUUGUCCGACUCAGGCGACAUUACCCGCCAAGAAGCGGUGAGCAUGAUCCCCCCGCUCGUCUUGGGCGUGGAAUCCCACCACAAGGUGCUCGACAUGUGCGCGGCGCCAGGGUCCAAGACUUCCCAAUUGUUGGAAUCUCUGCAUGACGACGAAAGCAAGACGGGCAAGAUGCCCACGGGGUUGAUCGUCGCCAACGACAUUGACAUCAAGCGCGCGUACAUGCUGACCCAUCAAACCAAGCGAGUGGGGUCUCCAGCCUUGGUGAUCACGUGCCACGAAGCGCAGAAGUUUCCGCUGCUGAGCAGCUCCGACAAUAAGCAGGGCUUCUUUGACCGGAUCCUGUGCGACGCCCCGUGCAGCGGCGACGGCACCAUGCGCAAGAACCCCAUGAUCUGGCAAAAGUGGCAUGUCCGCAACGGACUGUCGCUGCAUCCGCUGCAGCUGUCCAUCGUCAAGCACGGCGCCACGCUUCUCAAGGUUGGGGGGCGCAUGUGCUACUCCACGUGCUCGUUCAACCCCGUGGAGAACGAGGCGGUGGUCGCGGAGCUGCUUCGGUGGUCCAACGGAUCGCUGCGGCUCCUGGACGUGUCGGCGAUCCUGCCCAAGCUCAAGCGCCGCCCGGGGAUUUCGACCUGGAAGGUGUACGAUUACGACAUGGUGGAGACGCCAGUGUUUGACGAGGCGGCGGAGGCGGCCAAGGGCAAGUACAAGACCCUCCCGGGCUCGGUGUUCCCGCCAUCGGCUGCCGAGGCCGAAGCAUUCCACUUGGACAGGUGCAUGCGCUGUGUGCCCCACGACGAAAACACGGGAGGCUUCUUCAUCGUACUGGUCGAAAAGGUGGGGGAGACCCCGCCCGAAGACGCCAACGCCCGGGGCCAGCAGCCCAAGGGAAAGAAACACGGCGAAGAGUACCUCCCGUUCACCGAAUUCAAGUCGAUUCAGUCGACGUACGAGCUGGACGCGGGCUUUGAGGCCAGUCAGCUGUUUACGCGGUCGGAUACAGGGCGCACGGUCAACUUUGUCACGUCGUCUGUGGCCACGGAGCUGCUGCCGGCCAUGAAAGCCCUCGAUAUGAAGGUCGUGUACACUGGCAUCAAAGUGUUUGAACGCCAUGACGUGGGCAUUGGCGAAAGCACCUACCGGUUGACUCAGUCGGGGGCGCACAUUGCGCUGCCCCACAUGAACGUGCGAAAGCUCACCGUGGGCAACCGCGACUUUCAGUACUUCCUCGACCGCCGGGGCGACUUGCUGCAGUUUGACGACCUCAGCGCCGACCUCGCGGCCGUAUUCAAGGCCGCGCCCCUCGGCAGUUAUGCGUGCACGCUGACGCGGGACGACGGCGUGGCCCUGACGAUCCCAGAGUAGGACAUUGCCUCUAACUUGUUGAUGGAGUGUGAUGCGCGAAUGUGUAUGUAGACAACUGCUGCUCAACCUGGUCGUGUGGCGAGGUCGAAACACGAUCAACGUCAUGGCCGCCAAGCCGGACGGGUUUGCGCUCACGUCGACGUUGAAAGCGCUGGGAUUGUACGACGACGAGUUUGCACGUGAAACGCUGGCAAAGUUUCCCAAGACCGAUGCCAAAGGCGACCAGAACAAGGCCACGUCCAACGAAGAAGAGGAGGACGAAGCGGCGGCGGCGGAAGACGUUGAUGAGUCGACCGACUAGACAUUAACUAACUUCGCAGAGGUUGACUGGU
Messenger RNA from Aphanomyces astaci, 2164 nucleotides. RefSeq lists its product as hypothetical. The transcript is spliced from 8 exons. Gene Ontology annotation, biological process: RNA methylation. The record is from RefSeq and is a predicted model, not a curated record. Lineage: Eukaryota; Oomycota; Saprolegniomycetes; Saprolegniales; Verrucalvaceae. Bases 33 to 1832 code for a protein of 599 amino acids. Gene Ontology annotation, molecular function: RNA binding; tRNA (cytidine-N5)-methyltransferase activity.